Etheostoma cragini (Arkansas darter) is the source of this 807-nucleotide messenger RNA. RefSeq names its product trace amine-associated receptor 5-like. The transcript has a single exon. Gene Ontology annotation, cellular component: membrane. Gene Ontology annotation, biological process: G protein-coupled receptor signaling pathway. The record is from RefSeq and is a predicted model, not a curated record. Lineage: Eukaryota; Metazoa; Chordata; Actinopteri; Perciformes; Percidae. The annotation marks the transcript as partial. Gene Ontology annotation, molecular function: trace-amine receptor activity.
ACCCCCACCAACAUCCUCCUCCUCUCUCUGGCUGUCUCAGACUUUCUAGUGGGCCUUGUGCUGAUGCCUGUAGAAGUCCUCCGACAAACAUCCUGCUGGUCUCUUGGUGACUUUGUGUGUUUUCUUUAUAAUUAUCUUACAAUCAUCUUUACUGUAUCCUCAGUAGGUGACAUAGUGCUUAUAUCAGUUGACCGCUAUGUGGCUAUUUGUGACCCUCUGCAUUACAACACCAGAAUCACUGUGAAAAGAGCUAAACUCUGUGUUUGUCUGUGUUGGCUCUAUGCUGCUUGCUACAGCUUUUUCUUUGUGAAGCAUGAUCUGCCUCAACCGGGGAGGUAUAAUUCCUGCUAUGGAGAAUGUGUGUUUGUCACUGACUAUUUCACAGGACUAAUAGAUCUUGUUUUGUCCUUAAUUGUUCCAGUUACUGUCAUCGUAGCUCUGUAUCUGAGAGUAUUUGCCGUGGCUGUGUCUCAGGCUCGUGCCAUGCGCUCUCACGUUACAGCUGUCACACUCCAGCUGUCAGUGACUCCAAAGGCAAAGAAAUCUGAGCUAAAAGCAGCCAGGAAUCUUGGUGUUCUGGUAGUUGUGUUCAUAAUAUGUUACUGUCCAUUUUACUGUGUUUAUUUUGCAGGUGACAGCUUGGUCCAUGCUUUAUCUGCAUCCCAUGUUCUCUUUGUGUUCUUUUGUAACUCUUGUCUAAACCCUGUGAUCUAUGCCUUCCUUUACCCCUGGUUUAGGAAAGCAGUUAAACUCAUAGUCACUCUUCAGAUACUGCAGCCUGGCUCCUGUGAGAGCAACAUGCUGUAG